UCUUCUUAGAUUGUACACGUGUAACUAAUGCAUUUAUGAUUUUUUUAAGGUGACUGGAAUCCUUUCUGAAUAGUCUGGUGAAUGUGGUUUUUAAGUCAUGCUAUUUUACAUCCUCGUUCAUAAAUUGAUAGAUUGUGAAGUGGUAUUUUACAGUAGGAUACUACUUUACCAUGAGUUUUAAAUACACAACUGAAUUGAGUGAAUAAUAUUCAUAUUUUAGAAAAGUCUAAGACAGAAAACCUUAUGAAGUCGAGGUUAUCUUAUUGAUUUCCACAUUAUAUUGCAUGAGUUAUUCUGUGUGUGUGUGUGUGAUUGCAUGCUUGCGCGCGUGUUUACUUGGUUCCAAGUACUCCGCUAUGAAGCAGUAGCCAUGAGGAAUGGCAUCCUUGUCUGUAAUGAGCUGAAUGUCCGACAUGACCAUCCCACCUGAAGUGGCCUACAGAGAGACAUGCUUGAUGUAUAGAGGGGAUGCAAAACCCAAAGAGGAUUAUUAAAAUAGUGGAGUUAAUAGCUCAGUUACCUUACUGUAACAAAGGUAGUAACCGGGCCUCAUUGCAAAGCUACGUGUGAAGCUUGCGUUUGCUCCGUCUUCAGUAAUGUUGAUCUGCAGAUGGAGACAGGGAAUGUUGAUAAAUAUAGACAGACAACCAUUCCCAUUCACACCUUCAUCCAAAUUAGUCUUCAAUGAAUGUGAGGAGAGAACUCACAGAGGCACAUGAAGAACAUGAUCAAAACAGAGAAUUGUGAGGUGUUUAAUGCUCACCACUGGGUCACUCUCCUGCCUCAUUAUCAGAUCCACAUACCAAAGUCCUUCUGAGUGAAUAAGUCAAGUUUAUCUUGAUGGUCAUUUAAUAAGGGUGGCACUGGCAUAAGGGAAGUGAUUAAACCGCUAUAUGCUAAGGUCAGGUGUCAGGAUGAAGUGCUUUUUUACAUGAGAGGAUGACUGUACUUUACCGAUCUGUUACAUCAACUCACCAUGUUUUUUGAGGGAUGCUAAUCCUUUUGACAAGUGGUGAUUAUAGUUUUGUUUUUGUUUUUAAUGAGAAUCUAUUGUGAGUUUAUUCAAAGUCCAAAUCUCUCAAUGUGCUCACUGAGUUUCUUUGAGUGAAAUUUUACAAAUAUUACAAAGGGGGUAGCCCUAUUACUUUUUUCCUUCCCUUGAAAUCUGCAAUUUUAAUUACCAUCCAUUUUCUACACUGCUUGUCCUAAUUAGGGUUGCCGGUGAACUGGAACCAAUCCCAGCUGACUUUGGGCGAGUGGUGGGGUACACCUUAUACUGGUUGCCAGCCAACUGUAGGGCACAUGCACUUAAUUUACUUAAAAUUAAAUAUUGAGUUUUCUCCCAAAAAGGAAUUCACAGUUUUUACAUGUAACUAUGAAAGGUAUUUAUUAUUUGAUAGUGGUUUUGAUUUAGAGAAAAGGUGCAUAAAACCAGUUCUAUUGGUAAAUUAGCGUUUAAUAUUUAAUUCGGUGCAAUUCAUAGGACAAAUUUAUGUAUUCUAUGUUUUUCCCUAGGAACAGUUUUUUCGAUUGGGGUAGAUUUUCCAUUACAUUAUUUCAAGAGUAUAACUUUUUAUCAGUGUUGAUAACGUAUGAAAAAAAGAACUGAUAAUCUUGGGAGCCAUUUGCUUUUGAGGGUUUAUGGAUGAAUAAAAACACAACCACAUGCAGUAAAAAUGUGUAAUCUUCAUCUCUGUCUGUACCAAGGUGAAGUCUUUGGGGCAGGUGGAAGUGUUGGAUGUCCACGCCACUGCUGUUAGUGGCCGGACUGCCCCAUGAUCCACGGUGGCCAUCUGAGGAGAAGAGGAAAAAAAAGGCGGAAGGUUAGAAGUGAUGAAAACUCCCUGACGUUUUCUUUUUUAUCAGAGAAGUUGGGAUGAGCUGAUCUCGCUGUCUCUCUAGAAACCAGUCCAAGUUCCAGCAAAAGACACCAACAGUCUGUCCAAAAACCUUGUAAAAUCACAGGUUGUUCACCCACAGCUGAACCAUGAAUGAGAGUUUUAGUAGGGAAGAGGUGAAUGCAAAGUGAGGGGUGAAAGGUCGACUGUGAUUGUAGCAGAAAGACAGUCAGGCAGCACAGAAAGUGACUGAACUCUCUUCUGUACUCAUCAUGGACUCAUUCCCCUGUGCUGUGCUCCUCUUCUCUCUGCUAUGUUCAGCCGCUGCUCAAGGUCUUGUGGUCUCAGUGGAGCCCCAGACUACUACAGUGCGCGAAGGGGAUUCGGUCAGCCUCAGGUGCCAAGUGGGGAGCGGUGCACAUUCAACCCAGCUGCAGUGGAAGAAAGCCAAUAAUCAAGCCUUAGCAGACAAUGUUAAGAUUGGCCCCAAUGGUGUGGUGCUGACGGUUGCCAAUGCUCGACCUGCUAACCAGGGCGAGUACCAGUGUGUGGCGUCCAGCUCUGCAGGUUCCAGCACUGCUUCAGCACAGAUCAACAUCAAAUAUCCUCCCAAAGUGCGCCUGUCACCAACCGGGCCACUGAAGGUCAAAAUCGGUGACCGAGUAUCAGUGCAGUGUCGGGCCACAGGCAGGCCACGGCCCAAGAUAAGCUGAGACUGCCAAGCCUCCUCUCUGCAGCUGCUUUCUGAGGAGAUAGAUGGUGUCAACACCAUACAAUGGACUGUAGUCCGUCCAGAGGACUCAGGUGUGUAUAUUUGCCAAGCUGAGAACAAUGUGGGUGUGACAGAGGCCAAAGUGGAGGUCAUCAUAGGAGGGGGACCUGGUGCACCCAUGGCAUCAGUGAGUCAUAAAGAAAUGACAGUGGUGGAGGGUCAUUCUGUCACUAUCAGCUGUCAGGCUACUGGUUCUCCAACCCCUGUUAUCACAUGGUCCAAGCUGAGAGCCCCGUUGCCAUGGAAACAUACAGUAGCCGGUGGUGUCCUGACACUGACCAGUGUGGGGCGCCAGGACUCCGGCCAAUACAUCUGUAACGCUACCAACAUACGCGGCUUCAGCGAGGCGUACCUGCAGAUGGAGGUGGAGAGCCCUCCUUACGCCACCUCUCUGCCCGAGCAGGUGAAGCUCCAACCCGGUGAUGCUCUUUCGCUGCGUUGUCUGGCCCAUGGCUCCCAUCCUAUUCAGUUUGAAUGGAGCCGGGUGGGCAGAGGCAACCUGCCUGCUGGAAGUCAGACCACCAACGACGGACAGCUUGUCAUAGCUCAUGUUAAAAUGAGUGACGGUGGAACAUACAAGUGUGUGGCCACCAACCACAUUGGCUCCAGUGAGGCACUGACCAAAGUCAUUGUUAAAGCAUAGGUCAGUGAAAUGUCUGCAGUGUUCCCGUAAGCCUGAAUUCUGACAUCAAAUGGAAAGUAUUAAGUUGUUACUGUGCAUAUGUCGCUAAACUGAAACCUUUCAAUUAGUGGAUGUAUUAAAGGAUUUGGAAUGUAUUUUAAAAAAAUCACUUUUCUGGCAGAGGAGAUGACAAACUUCUAUUUUAAUGUUUUUCCUAUCCCAGAUUUGAAUCGGGAUUUCAAAAGACAAAUGGAAAAUUAUCUUUCUCUGUAUUUCAAGGUGUAAUCUAGUUAAUUUGGUACACCAUCAUCUACAUGAAACACUGUAGGACUCUUAUUACAAUUAGGAGGGACUGGACCAUGAGCCAUAAUGUUUAGUUUUUGUUUUCUGCUAUUGGUAAGCAUUUGUUAUGCAAGGAACCACAUUUGGUCAAUUUAAAAACUGUUUAAAGUGCAUGCCCCAUGACUGUAAGAUAUUGAAUUUAAAUAUCUUAUUUUAACAUAGAUAAUUAAAUCAAAUAUUACACUCAUCAUAAUGCCCAAUUUUUUACUGUCUCAAUAGGGCCUUUCUGUGCUUCAUAACUGGCUUUUAAUUAGGAUUAAACUGCAUCCAGUAAAACAAAACAAAACAAGACAAAAAAGUUGUCAGGAACUAAUGUGGUAAAGAAAGAUGAAAAUGCAGGUGUUGCAAUGGACACGCACUCUUAUUUCCUUGAAAUUAUUCAUUUGGUGCUGAUAAGUUUGUGUUAAACAUGCACAUGUAUUGCCAAUUAUUAAUAAAGUCCCCUAGAUAAACUGGUGUAUUAUUUUGUUGUGCCACACCUUUAAAUCUAAACUCUUAUGCUUAUUGGACAGUCUGCAAAUGCUUUAUGUUAGCUUUUCAACCACCAAGGGGCGACACACACAUUGCUGUGCUGCGUUCAUGGACUCAACCACAAGGAGGACGCAUGCAGAUUUAAAGUAACACUAAGCAGGCCCAAAAAUGGCAUGUAAA
Molecule: messenger RNA, 4225 nt
Organism: Phycodurus eques (leafy seadragon)
Lineage: Eukaryota; Metazoa; Chordata; Actinopteri; Syngnathiformes; Syngnathidae
Product: basement membrane-specific heparan sulfate proteoglycan core protein-like
Biological process (GO): cell-cell adhesion
Cellular component (GO): cell-cell junction
Molecular function (GO): cell adhesion molecule binding
Source: RefSeq, a predicted model, not a curated record